This is a messenger RNA of Arvicola amphibius (Eurasian water vole), 4588 nucleotides long. Its product is annotated as KIAA0930 ortholog. The transcript has 10 exons. The record is from RefSeq and is a predicted model, not a curated record. Lineage: Eukaryota; Metazoa; Chordata; Mammalia; Rodentia; Cricetidae. Bases 89 to 1312 code for a protein of 407 amino acids.
GUCCGCGCCCGCGGGGCUCCGGGCUGGGCCGGCCGCCUCCCGGGAGCCCGCGGACGGCGCCGAAGCGGAGGAGCGCUCGUUGCAGCACAUGCUGCGCGCCAUAGCGGAGGAGCGCGGUCGCCUCAACCUGCGCCGCGAGGUCUGCGGCCUGGGGUGCUUCAAGGAUGACCGGAUCGUCUUCUGGACUUGGAUGUUUUCUACCUACUUCAUGGAGAAACUGGCCCCCAGGCAGGACGACAUGCUUUUCUACGUGCGCAGGAAGCGAGCCUACCCAAGCAGUGAGAGCAGCGUCGACGGGAGGAAGGCCGAGGCCGAGCCUGAGGUGGAGGUGGAAGUGUACCGGAGGGACUCUAAGAAGCUUCCAGGCCUGGGAGACCCUGACAUCGACUGGGAAGAGAGUGUCUGCCUAAACCUCAUCCUGCAGAAGCUGGACUACAUGGUGACCUGUGCUGUGUGCACACGUGCUGAUGGAGGUGACAUCCACAUUCACAGGAAGAAAUCCCAGCAAGUGUUUGCGUCCCCCAGCAAACACCCCAUGGACAGCAAAGGAGAAGAAUCCAAGAUGAGCUACCCCAACAUCUUCUUCAUGAUUGACAGCUUCGAGGAGGUGUUCAGCGACAUGACCGUGGGGGAAGGAGAGAUGGUCUGUGUUGAGCUAGUGGCUAGCGACAAGACCAACACGUUCCAGGGUGUCAUCUUUCAGGGAUCCAUCCGCUACGAGGCGCUCAAGAAGGUGUAUGACAACCGCGUGAGUGUGGCAGCCCGCAUGGCCCAGAAGAUGUCAUUUGGCUUCUACAAGUACAACAACAUGGAGUUUGUGCGCAUGAAGGGGCCUCAGGGCAAGGGCCAUGCUGAGAUGGCAGUCAGUCGUGUGUCUACGGGUGACACAUCCCCCUGUGGGACCGAAGAAGACUCAAGCCCAGCUUCGCCCAUGCAUGAGCGGGUGACCUCCUUUAGUACCCCACCCACCCCGGAGCGAAACAACCGGCCCGCCUUCUUCUCUCCGUCCCUCAAGAGGAAGGUGCCCCGGAACCGCAUUGCGGAGAUGAAGAAGUCACACUCUGCCAACGACAGCGAAGAGUUCUUCAGAGAGGACGACAGUGGAGCUGACCUGCACAAUGCCACCAACCUGCGGUCUAGAUCCCUGUCAGGCACAGGACGGUCCCUGGUUGGGUCAUGGCUGAAGCUGAACAGAGCUGAUGGAAACUUCCUUCUCUAUGCACACUUGACCUACGUCACCUUGCCACUGCAUCGGAUCUUAACAGGAGGAAAGCACCCCGAGAGGCUGAGCGAAUUCAGAACUGAACCAUGAGGAACAGUGGAAGGAGGCAAGCUUGUUCUGAGCCCCAGUCUACUGCUGGAACCACAUGGCUGUCCCUGGUACACAGCCAGACAUCUGGUCAACCUUCAGCUUUCUCCAAAGGGCACCUUUGAGUUGCAAGCAUGUUCAGAAGCUCUUGAAAAUUGGGAUAGAAGUCUGAUGUUUACUUUCUCAAAUAGCUCACACUGUUGGGUCUGACAUGGUGGCACAUGUCUGCAAAUCUCAAUUCUGAGGCUGAGGGAGGACAGAGUUCUCAGCCAGCCUAGGCUACGUAGCAAGAUCCCAUCUCAAAGUUUGAGAGUGACAAAUGACAGGAGCACCCCCCAGAAUCCUGGAGUUGAUAGUUUGGCUUCUGAGGCCAUCUUUAAUUUUUUCCUGGGAACAUGCCUGCCCUCAUACAACAUUUUAGGACAAUGAGGAGAGAGCGCUGUUCACUGUGUCCCUUCUUCAGGCAGUGUCACCUGACCUCCUGAGAUCUUGCUGGAAACCCAGCUGCCUCCACAAAGGCAGCCCAGGCUCAUUUCCACUCCAAAAGAUUAUUAUUUAAAACAUAAGCAAAAAAUAAGCCAGGUGUGGUGGUACAUGCCUUUAAUUCCAGCACUUGGAAGGCAGAAGCAGGUGGGUUUCUAUGACUUCAGGGACAGCCUUGUCUACAUAGCAAGUUCAGGACAGCUAGGGCUACAUAGUGAGACCCGGUCUCAAACAAAACAUUUUUACUAAAAGACACUCCAGCCCCUGUGUAGUUGGCCUAUUCUUCUAACUAUAUCUUUUUUUUUUCCUGGCAGUGUCAUAAGUUUUAAGUUUUGCCCAAAACUCUGGAUAUAAUGAGUUUUGAUGAUUUAGUCCUGUCCAUUUUUCAGGCUAGCUGUCCUGUCCAGCUUCAAGAUCCAAGUAUUUUGGUAGCACAUGGUUUCUCUGUUCAGGCUCACUCUCACCUCUGGAUGUAGCUACCCUGAAAAGUAAAUAUAGGACCCAAAAGGACUAAAGGCUCUAAGAGACUCGAGCACGCAAGUGCCGUGGGAUACGUCCUAGAAGUCACUAGCCCUGGCGUGGGUGCAUCACUUGGAUGGGCCUCAAGACAGUAUACAGAUCUUAAGUUUGAACAGAAGUAGCCUUCUGGGGCAUCUGCAAUGGCCCUCCUGGGAAGUAGCUAAGAUGCCUGUCCCUCUAGGUGAGGAGUGGCAGCACCCGAAAGGCCCUCACCGAUGGGAUGCUGACAUGGGCCCCCCACCGGCCUCUGCUUGCAUCACACCAAGCUAAGUGACCUGACAGCCCGUGGCUGGGGUGGGGAUCUGAGUUCCACAGCAGAUAGAUCCCCGGAAGUGGAGGAAGCCGUGGCCUGCUGACAGUUUGUGUUUACAGGUUUCUAUUCCCAAGGCUUUAUGAUUUCAUGGUUCUUGGGACACUGCCUUGCAUUUCAGAGACAUUUAAACUGUUUUCUUACAAGUGUCCCCAACCUGUACUUGAUUCUUUUAAUAAUACACGUUUCAGGUUAAGACAGACCAUUAGCUACCAAUAGGGUUUGUUUUGGUUUUGAGACAGUGUCUACGUAGCCCAGGCUGGUUUCAAACUUCCUGUAAUAGCAGAGGAUGACCUCAAUGUAACAGCUUUCGGCCUCCACCUCCACGUGCUGGGAUUACAGGCUUAUACCGCUGUGCCUGGUGUUAUGCGGUGUUGGUGGAACCUAGGGCUUUGUGCCACUGGGCAGGCACUCUUAUCAGCUGGACUGCACCCCUCGGCCCUUAGCUUCUUUUGACUUCAGCCCCUUACUUUGUAGGUCUGGACACUUAGAUGCAAAUAGUAAAUUUCCCUCUUCCAAAAUUAUCAUAUGAGUAAUUUAAAAAAUUAAUUCAACAAAGCCAUGAGUAUAUGAACGUGUUAGUGUGGGGGACGGUGAGUGGCUUUCCCAUGGAUCCUCAUCCAACAGAAAGCCUCUCAAGGCUCAAAGUAGGCUCUGUGGCGGCUGUUGACUUUGCUUUAUGACUUCCUGGUUCUUUGAGACAUUGCUUUGCAUUUAGAGACAUUUAAAAUGUUUUCUUACAAGUGCCCCCGACCUGUACCUGUUUUUUUUUUUUAAUAAUAUACAUUUCAGAUUAAUACAAGACACUAGCAAGUCAAGGGAAUGGCCUUGAUUUGUUGCAAGCUUUGCCACAAGAUACUGUUCUGAAAUGGUUCCAGCUGGGGCUGACAGGCAUUGGCUGUCCUGCUGGCUGCUGGUCUGUGAAGACCCUGUGAGGGGGAGAGUGACCAUCCUGGCCAGAGGUGUAGGCGUUUCCAAAGCUGAUCACAUGAUGCCUUUUGGGCUCAAUUCUGUGCUCCCAUGAAAAUACACUCUGGCAGUGUUUGGACUGAAACCUCCCAAGCCUUUCUAAGAAAAUUCCAUAAAAACACUUAUAUUAGUGGGAAGACAGCUGGAACAGAAGUUGGGAACCUAGGGAGAUUAGGAAAGAUCCCGGCAGGGACCAUACUGUCCCUGUUGCCCAGCACCUCUGUGUCGGAGGGCUGCUGAGCAGGCACCUGCAAUCAUCACAGGUUGGAAAUAUCACAGCUACAUUUCAUGCAUAGGAAACACGCCAAAUGGCUUCCUUAUGUCACAAGGAAUUGGGCCUAAUAUACUAUAUACAUUGGAGUUGGGAACUGCAGUGGAGGACAGGGUUCUCUGACAGGACAUAGUAAGGAAUCAGCCACUACCCUAGAGACACAGGACCAGAAUUUUCUGAACUGGUGUCUCCAACUUCUAGGUGGUGGGAAGGAGGCGUCGGCGCCUCCUUGCUAUCCACAUCAACCCCUGGGUAGCCUCCCUCAGGUCUCUGCCCAGGAGGCUGGCUGCAGGGCCAGCAUUCCAGCUCCCAGAUGCUUGGGAAGGCAGUUCUGCGGUCUCAGGUCUGUUAUCCUGACUCAGACCUUUGAGGAGCACCUGUCAGCCCUAGGUUGGAAGAAAAGGACAACCUUGCAGAACGUAUGGGAAAAAAGGGCAAUGUAAAGUAAUGUACUCUUGUAGCUCAUUGUAUAUAUACCAUGUCACCUGGAGACACCAGACUUUGUGCUUGUUAAGUGACAGAAAGCUGAGAAACGUGAGGAAGGGGAAGCGUGCUUGGGGGAUGGGUGAUGAAGGAAAGGGCCCUGUUCUUACACUGUCACUCACUCGCCUCCUACAGCCUCAUGUAAGCCAGCGGGCUAUCAAGACUCUUCUCUCCUUUAUGUGGAUGGCUCUUUCAUUUUGGAAUUUGACUUUAAUAAAGCAAUUAGGUUGCUCAGUUUGAAAUA